CGCUCCUCCCCCUUCCCCCACCCUCUUUUCUCUUUUUCGUUUUCUUUGCCACCGUCUGGCUACGUUCUUUUUUAAUAUUCUCUCGUUUAGCACUCCUGGCGGGUACUAGAGUCGUCCUACACCACAUCUCAGGCAUAUCUACUCCUCCCACAAUAUGGCAGAAACUUGGUUUCAAAGAGAAUUUCUUCAAGCUCGAAGGUUGACAUUCAAUGUCCUCUUCUAUGGCCUCCAUUUGGCUAUCUUCGCCUAUGGAUGGUAUAGUCAGGCAACCAAUCAACGGUUAGCUGGCCUCAAUACUCUCCAGUGGUCCGUUUGGGUCUCUCGAGGAGCCGGUCUCGUUCUUGCACUCGAUGGUGGCCUCAUUCUCAUCCCCAUGCUCCGCAACAUCAUUCGAGUCGUUCGACCCAAGCUAACCUGGCUCUUCCCGGCCGACGAGAACAUUUGGUUCCAUCGACAAGUGGCAUACUCCAUGGCUUUCUGGUCCGUAGUGCACACGACUGCUCACUAUGUCAACUUCAUCAACGUCGAGCGCACCCAAAUUCGUAAACAAACCGCCCAAAUGAUCCACUACACCCAACCUGGUGGUAUAACUGGCCACUUCAUGCUCCUCAUCAUGGUCGUUAUGUACACUACUGCCCACCAGAAGAUUCGCAAACAAUGUUUCGAAGCUUUCUGGUACACCCACCACCUCGCGUUCUUCUUCAUGCUCGGCCUCUACACCCAUGCAACCGGUUGCUUCGUGCGAGACUCUGUCCACCCCAACUUGACCUCGACGUUCCCCUUCUACUCGACAGAGAACUGCAUUGGAUACCUUAGCUGGAGGUUCAUCAUUUGGCCUGGUAUCAUCUAUUUCGGAGAGCGGGUGUGGCGUGAAAUCCGUGCUCGCCGUGCUACUCGCCUUUCCAAGGUCUUGGUUCACCCCAGUGGUGCUAUGGAGCUCCGAAUUGUCAAGCCCAGUUUCAAGUACACCGCCGGUCAGUGGCUCUUCCUUCAAGUCCCCGAGCUCUCCCGUUUCCAAUGGCAUCCUUUCACCAUCACGUCUGCCCCCGAGGACCCCUACGUCUCAGUUCACAUUCGUCAGGUCGGUGAUUUCACCAACGCUCUCGGUGAACGUCUCGGUGUAGGCCCAGCCGCCGUUGCCUCCAUGACCAAGGCCGCUGUCAAGGGUGCCGAGAAGGAUGGUCCCAGCCUUUCCCGUGGCGACUUCGUUGAGAUUGACCCAGCGACCAUGUCAAUCACCCUACCCCAAGUCAGGAUUGAUGGUCCCUAUGGCGCUCCCGCCGAAGACGUCUUCAACAAUGAAGUUGCUGUCCUUGUCGGUGCUGGUAUCGGUGUUACUCCUUUUGCCUCCAUCUUGAAGCACAUUUGGUACCGCCAAAAGAAAGGAAAGCUUGGUUCUCUCCGCCGAGUCGAAUUCUUCUGGGUCUGUCGUGAUGCCCCCUCCUUCGGUUGGUUCCAGUCUCUCCUUCAGGAAGUCGAAGCUGCCCAAGCGGAUCCCAACUUCUUGCGCAUUAACAUCUACCUCACCCAGAAGAUUAAUGAGGACAUGUUGUGGAACAUCGCUGUCAAUGAUGCCGGAGCUGAUUACGAUCCCUUGACAUUGUUGCGAUCUCGUACCAUGUUCGGUCGUCCGGAUUGGAACUCUAUCUACAGUCGCAUCAGGCAAGCUGUCGAGGGUGGUCAGUACAUCCCCGGCGCUACCGCUCAGCUGAAGACCAAGGUUGGAACAUACUUCUGCGGUCCCAGCGUUCUUGCCAAAGCCAUCAAGGAAGCUACGAUAAAAAAUACCAACGCCAACGUGGAGUUUUCGUUCGCCAAGGAACACUUCUGAUUACACCUCUGGUUGCAAGCAACUGGAAGUUGGACUUUGUUAUGUAGUAGUAAUGCCUGAAGAGUUUGAUACCCUCCUUGUAUCGCCAUCAUGCUUGAUUUAUGUGGUGCAUCU
Molecule: messenger RNA, 1945 nt
Organism: Coprinopsis cinerea okayama7#130
Lineage: Eukaryota; Fungi; Basidiomycota; Agaricomycetes; Agaricales; Psathyrellaceae
Product: NADPH oxidase isoform 1
Exons: 8
Coding region: 155-1831 (558 amino acids)
Biological process (GO): superoxide anion generation; defense response
Cellular component (GO): NADPH oxidase complex; plasma membrane
Molecular function (GO): superoxide-generating NAD(P)H oxidase activity
Source: RefSeq, a predicted model, not a curated record